GCACUGCGAAAAUGGCAACGAGGAAGAGAGCGGCCCGUUGCACCGAGUCGAGGCCCUCAACUCAGUGACUACAAUGCAAUCCACUGAUCCAGUCGCGCGGGAGUCGCUGCAGCCUAAAAGCGCAUCGUCUCGUCCCAUUCUACUCCUGAAAUUUCAAAGUGCGCGCUGGAUCGAAAAAAUGACGGCGUUCGAUAGUCUCGCAGCCGCAGUCGUUGCGACGAACAUCAGCUGUAGUAAAUAAUGACGAUGCACGGGACUUGAGAAAACCUAAAGAUAGAAAAUACAAAAAAAAAACAGCGUAAACAAGUGGUUUAGGCUGUGGCGUUGUUUCGUAAACUGCAGCGUCUCUAAAUUAAGAACGUGAUUAUUGAAGCAUCGCUGCGGAGCAACAAUCGACGUAAAAAGUGAAAGGAAAAAUCCUGUGUCUGCUGGUGCGCUAGUCCUGAUGUCCGAAAGCGCAAUAACAAAGGUAUGAAUCACAAACUGCCAAUGGUGACUCGAUGAGACAAUGACUCUUUCAAGAUCGAGCAAAAAUUGAAUACCAAAUAGCAACCAGAUUAGUCAACCUGUAGAUUUUGCCGGAUGCAGAUCAGUGAUACUGAAUGUCUUGUGAACACUUUUCUCUGCUUAUUAAAUAAACUGUAAACAUGCCUAACAGGAGUGAGGAAGUUGAAGAAGUUAAUGAUGACGAACAAAAGGGUGGAAUCACUGAGGCUUCUGGAUCUUCCAUGGAUACCUCACCAGCUAUGGAUAUUGGUGAGCAAGAGAAUCUUGGAAGGGUGCGCAAUUUCAUGUUAGAUGGCUGGGUUGCAGCUUCACCACCAAAAUUCGUUUCACUUGAAGAAAUCAUGAAAGCUGCAAAGGGUAUGCAAAACAUGGCUUUAGCACAUGAAAUUGCAGUAGAUAAAAAUUUCAAGAUAGACAAACUUGAGCCAGAGGAAGAUACAUUGCACAAAAAAGUCAAGGAAAUUGUGCACAAGGCAUUCUGGGAUAUUCUGUCCAACGAGCUUUCACAAGAUCCGCCCAUGUAUACUCAAGCAUUGAGAUUAUUAAAGGAAAUAAAAGAUGCUCUUGAUGAACUGUUACUUCCACACAAUGCCAGAAUAAAGGAAACUAUUAAUCAAGUACUGGAUAUUGACUUGAUUAAACAACAAGCAGAAAAUGGUGUGCUUGAUUUUCACCAUUAUGCCGAGUAUGUUAUUUCUUUGAUGGCUAAAAUCUGUGCCCCAGUCAGAGAUGAAAAAAUUGAAGAAUUAAAAAAAUGUACAGAUGUCAUUGAAACUUUUAAGGGAAUAAUGGAAGUUCUUCAACUUAUGAAAUUAGAUUUAGCUAAUUUCACAAUAAGCAUGAUUCGGCCAAACAUAAUAGCGUCAAGUAUUGAAUAUGAAAAAACUAAAUUUGCUGAAUUCUUAAAAAUACAAGCUGAUGGACUUCUAUACACAAGACGAUGGUUACUAAGGCAUUUAACUCCAGAAACAAUAAGUAAUGCAUCAACAGAUCCAAACUCUUUGAAACAAUUAACGCAUUCGCUAUUAGCUGAUGCUUACUUAGAUUUAUUGGAGUUUGACUUUUGCCCAAAUGCAGAGACUUUGAUGCUGGACCAAGGACGUUUACUUGAUUUGCGUAAUAAAACCAGUAGAUUAGCUGUUGCUGGAUCUAUUUUACUACUGUUAAAACCUCUGCAGAGCCCAUUGACUGAUCAGCAUAAAAAGGAGAUCAAGGAGCACAUAAUGGUUCUGUUGGAAUCUGUUACUUCCAAUAAGGAUCUAGAAAGUUUCAUGCCAAAUAUUCUCGUGCAAGUAAAAGCUGAUCUUCAAAAAGUAACACAAGAUUCUAAAAUUGAUGAAAGUCCAGAAUACCAAAAUUUCUUAUCAAUGAUGGAAACUCAAAUAGUAGAACUGCAUAAGUCUGAUCACAAAGUUCGCCAGCUUGUCACUUCCAGAAUAAGGCAAUUCUUGCAAAAUAUCAUUGUAUCACAGACAGUGGCUCCACAGCAAAUACCUCCGGGAUUAUCACCACUACAAAAAGAACUUACCGACUUAGCUGCUCAGUUUGCAAUUUUGUUUGCUCACAAUAGGAGCGUUUUCGGGGAAUAUUACCAAGACAUCGUUGCAACAGCUGUCAACGAAAAAAAAUCUAGCUGUAAUACAAGUGCAAUAGAGACCAGUACAUAAUUUGUAUAUGUGAUAUACUUAUGGAUAAUUUAUUACUUUAUCCUUUGUAAGGAUAGAGCGCGUUGAAAAUUAAAUCAUUUCUCUUGAUAAUUAGUUUUUGUAAUGUUCUUCAAUUUACAAGGUGCAUAAUUCAUAUUUACUGACUAAUCAUGAACAAGAAUAUUCUUGGUCUUCCUUAAAUGUUCGUUAAAUUUAUUUUAACAAUUCUAAACUAGUAAUUGUUUUAAUAUAUACAUACAAAUUACUAUAACAUUAUUCUAUAUACGCAGUAUGAAUAAUUUUUUAUGUAAAAUGCAUUUAUAAAUACUAACGUUUUAUAUUAAAAAUUUACAAAGAAACUCAAAGAUGGAUUCGAUUUUUAAAUCACUUUAUCUAUGAAAAUAAAAAAUAUAAUACAUGAUCUAUUUAAAAAAUGUACAAAAUACAUCGUUUGUUGAAUAAAAAUCAUUAUACAUACA
Messenger RNA from Nasonia vitripennis (jewel wasp), 2632 nucleotides. RefSeq names its product T-complex protein 11-like protein 1. The record is from RefSeq and is a predicted model, not a curated record. Lineage: Eukaryota; Metazoa; Arthropoda; Insecta; Hymenoptera; Pteromalidae. The coding region runs from base 648 to 2174 and encodes 508 amino acids. Gene Ontology annotation, biological process: signal transduction. The transcript is spliced from 9 exons.